This is a messenger RNA of Archocentrus centrarchus (flier cichlid), 4267 nucleotides long. It is a transcript of the gene erbb4b, whose product is annotated as erb-b2 receptor tyrosine kinase 4b. The record is from RefSeq and is a predicted model, not a curated record. Gene Ontology annotation, biological process: protein phosphorylation; positive regulation of kinase activity; neurogenesis. The transcript is spliced from 28 exons. Bases 1 to 4125 code for a protein of 1374 amino acids. Gene Ontology annotation, cellular component: signaling receptor complex; basal plasma membrane; plasma membrane. Gene Ontology annotation, molecular function: transmembrane receptor protein tyrosine kinase activity; epidermal growth factor receptor binding; ATP binding. NCBI's taxonomy places the organism in Eukaryota, Metazoa, Chordata, Actinopteri, Cichliformes, Cichlidae.
AUGAAACCAACGACUGCCCAGUGUUGCUUCGGCUUUCUUCUGACUUGCCUCUUGUUUGGGUUCAGCUUUUCACAAUCAGUAUGUGCUGGAACAGAGAACAAGCUGAGCACGCUGUCAGACCUGGAGCAGCAGUAUCGCACUCUGAGGAAAUACUAUGAGAGCUGUGAAGUUGUAAUGGGCAACCUCGAGAUCACAAGCAUCGACCGCAGUCGUGACCUCACCUUCCUCAGAUCUAUCCGAGAAGUGACAGGCUAUGUGUUGGUGGCUCUGAACCAGUUUGACUACCUGCCAUUAGAGAAUUUGAGAAUCAUCCGAGGAACGAAGCUAUAUGAGGACCGCUACUCGCUUGCAAUCUUCCUCAAUUACAGACGUGAUGGAAACUUUGGUCUGCGCCAGUUGGGUCUAAAAAAUCUCACAGAGAUCCUAAGUGGAGGCGUUUAUGUUGACCAAAACAAAUUCUUGUGCCAUGCGGACACAAUUCAUUGGCAAGAUAUUGUCAAGAACCCCCGGAUCCAACCUGUGGUGGUGCCCACCAACAGCAGUGUCACAUGUCAGAAGUGCCACCGUUCAUGCAAUGGUCGGUGCUGGGGACCCAAAGAGGACCAGUGCCAAAGCUUAACUAAGACAGUGUGUGCGGAGCAGUGUGAUGGCCGUUGCUUUGGUCCCUUUGUUAGCGACUGCUGCCACCGUGAGUGUGCAGGUGGCUGCUAUGGUCCAAAGGACACAGACUGCUUUGCCUGCACCAACUUUAAUGACAGUGGGGCAUGUGUGACUCAGUGUCCUCAGCCAUUUGUCUACAACCCUACCACCUUCCAGCUGGAGCAUAACCCCAGGGCAAAGUACACCUAUGGAGCUUUCUGUGUCAAGAAGUGUCCACAUAACUUUGUGGUAGACCACAGCUCCUGUGUGAGAGCAUGCCCCAGUAACAAGAUGGAGGUGGAGGAGAAUCGCAUUAAGAUGUGCAUCCCUUGUACUGACAUCUGUCCAAAAGCAUGUGAUGGUAUAGGUACAGCCAGCCUACAGACUGCUCAGACAGUGGACUCCAACAACAUUGACAAGUUUGUCAACUGCACCAAAAUCAAUGGCAACCUGGUGUUCCUCAUUACUGGAAUCAAAGGGGAUGUCUACCAUAACAUUGAAGCUUUGGACCCAGAAAAACUCAAUGUAUUCCGCACUGUUCGGGAAAUUACAGGUUUUCUAAACAUCCAGUCAUGGCCUGACAACAUGACAGACUUGAGUGUUUUCUCCAACCUGGCAACUAUUGGGGGAAGAGCGUUGUACAGUGGGAUCUCUCUGCUGGUGUUGAAGCAGCCGGGGAUCACAUCACUUCAGCUUCAGUCUCUGAGAGAGAUCAGUGCUGGGAAUGUCCACAUUGCAGAGAACAGCCAGCUUUGCUACUACAGUACUGUCAAUUGGACAAGACUGUUCCAUGCUACAAACCAAAAGGUUCUCAUUCGCAACAACAGAAGUCCACAGGAGUGCUCCAAGGAGCGCAUGGUGUGUGACCCACUGUGUUCAGAUGCUGGUUGCUGGGGUCCCGGCCCAGACCAAUGCCUGUCCUGCCGAUACUUCAGUCGUGGACGAACAUGUGUACAAACCUGCAAUCUUUAUGAGGGGGAUAUUCGAGAAUAUGCCAAUGGGUCAGUGUGUGUGGAGUGUGAUGCCCAGUGUGAAAGAGCUGAUGAAGACUCUUUGACCUGCCACGGCCCGGGCCCAGAGCAUUGUGUGAAAUGCCUUCAUUUCAAAGAUGGUCCAAACUGUGUGGAAAAGUGUCCCGAUGGCCUGCAAGGUGCCAACAGCUUCAUUUUCAAGUAUGCUGAAGCCAACAACGAAUGCCAUCCCUGUCAUGCUAACUGCACCCAAGGGUGCAUUGGACCAAGACUUCAAGACUGCAUCGGCUGGAUGGACAGAACCCCUUUGAUUGCAGCAGGAGUAAUCGGAGGCCUGUUCAUGGUGGUGAUCAUGGUACUUAGUGUAGCAGUGUCUGUGCGCCGGAAGAACAUUAAGAAAAAGAGGGCCCUUCGCCGGUUCCUGGAGACUGAGUUGGUGGAACCUUUAACACCCAGUGGAACAGCACCCAAUCAAGCCCAGCUUCGCAUCUUGAAAGAAACAGAACUGAAAAGAGUCAAGAUCCUCGGCUCCGGGGCUUUUGGGACUGUUUACAAGGGUAUCUGGGUCCCAGAGGGGGAAACUGUGAAAAUUCCUGUUGCCAUUAAAAUCCUAAAUGAGGCCACAGGACCCAAGGCUAAUGUGGAAUUCAUGGAUGAGGCUCUAAUCAUGGCUAGCAUGGAGCACCCGCACCUGGUCCGACUGCUGGGUGUCUGCUUGAGUCCCACAAUCCAGCUGGUCACGCAACUGAUGCCUCAUGGGUGCCUGCUUGACUAUGUCCACGAGCACAAAGACAACAUCGGAUCACAGCUGUUGCUCAAUUGGUGUGUUCAGAUAGCCAAGGGAAUGAUGUAUCUGGAGGAGCGUAGGCUGGUUCACAGGGAUUUGGCAGCCCGAAACGUUCUGGUCAAAUCUCCUAACCACAUCAAGAUCACUGACUUUGGCCUGGCUCGCCUACUGGAUGUCAAUGAAAAAGAAUAUAAUGCUGAUGGAGGAAAGAUGCCCAUUAAAUGGAUGGCGCUCGAGUGUAUUCAUUACAGGAAGUUUACUCAUCAGAGUGACGUUUGGAGUUAUGGUGUAACCAUUUGGGAGCUGAUGACCUUUGGAGGGAAGCCAUAUGAUGGGAUUUCUACCAGAGAUAUCCCAGAUCUUUUAGAGAAGGGAGAGCGUCUUCCUCAACCACCCAUCUGCACUAUUGACGUUUACAUGGUCAUGGUCAAAUGCUGGAUGAUUGAUGCAGACAGUCGACCCAAGUUCAAGGAGCUGGCUGCUGAGUUCACACGAAUGGCUCGAGAUCCCCAGAGAUAUCUGGUCAUCCAGGGAGAUGAUCGCAUGAAGCUGCCCAGCCCCAGUGACAGCAAGUUCUUCCAGAGCCUCUUGGAUGAGGAGGAACUGGAGGACCUGAUGGAUGCUGAGGAGUACCUGGUGCCUCACACCUUCAACAUUCCUCCACUUGCAUACACUCCUCGCACAAGGAUGGACUCCAACAAGAACCAGUUUGGCUGUCAAGAUCCCAGUUUCAGCAUGGAGGAUAUGCUGGCCACCGUGCCAAGAGUCAUCUCUGGUCCUUCUGUGUCUGGAAGCUGCCUCCCUCCACAGGAACUUGCCUCAGGAGGGAAAAUUGCUGGUGGAUUUGGUCGUGGCAACCAGGAUGACCCUCGCUGCAAUGGCACCCUGAGGAAACAAGCAUCCCCAAGGUCGAGCACCCUUGAGGCUGUCUCAGCUCUCACCACAGGGCAAGGCGGAGGUGAGGAUAGUAAUGGACAGCGUUACAGUGCUGAUCCCACUGGUCUUUUAGCAGAGCGAGGAGCAAAAGGAGAUGCCAUGAGAGACAAGAACAAUACAGAUUAUCUCAUCCCUGUAGAGGAAAACCCCUUUGUCACACGGCGUAGGAAUGGUGAUGCCCACACAGUGAUUGAUGGCGCUAGCUGCCACACUCUGCAUUUGGCUGGAGCCGCCGCUGCCCCCAAAAGCCAAUCCACUCAUGGUGAUGAUGAGUAUGUCAACGAGCCACUGUACCUGAAUACCCUCCUCAACGCUGGGGCCAAGAAUGGAUUGGCUGGCGCAGUCUCCAUCUCUGGCUCUGGAUCCUCUGUUGCACAAUCAGUACUGCAGACAGUCAACCCAUCAACAUCAAGCCACACCGUCUCCUCCACUGGAUAUGUGGUACCCCCUGGCCACCUCCCCCACCCAUCGUAUCCAUCACACACCCUGCAUCCAGGGCAUUCAGGACACGCUCUGCACUCAGGCAUCACCAGCAGCACCAUUAUGUUUGAUAAGAAAGGCAAGAAAGCCACUUUUGACAAUCCUGAAUACUGGCAGCACAGUCUCCCCCCCAAGUCCUCACUGCACAACCCUGAGUACCUGCAGGACUGCAGCACACGCUUCUUCUACCGCCAGAAUGGACGCAUUCGCCCUGCUGUGGCUGAAAACCAGGAAUAUCUGUCAGAGGCUGCUAUGAAAUCAGGCAAUGUAUUGCCACCCCCUCCAUACAGACAGAGGAACACUGUGGUGUAGUGACCCACCUGUAGCACAUUAGCGAGGAAUAAAGGGAUAUGGGUGGAGAUGAAUGGACAGUAAACCGUCCUCACUUUUCCAUGCUGUUCUUCUCAAACUGGAUUCGUCUUUCAUGGUUCCUUAACACCUCUCUUUGUCAUGU